This is a messenger RNA of Didymodactylos carnosus, 339 nucleotides long. The record is from the annotation of a GenBank genome assembly. Lineage: Eukaryota; Metazoa; Rotifera; Eurotatoria; Philodinida; Philodinidae.
AUGGCACCUCAAAAUCAGCCAUUAGUUCUUGUUGAAAAACCAUCUGCAUACUCUCAACGUUUUGAUUUAAUUGGUGCCAUCAAUGGAUCCCAAUCAAUUGCCUGUAUGGUUUUAACACCCAAUGACCGAAAAGCAAAAGGUUUUGAAGGCAUCCGAAAACAUGUAGUGAACGAUUGGAUUACGAAUACAUUAGCUCCAGCAAUUAAUGCAUUAAAUAUCGACAAUAUUAUGUGUGUUGGUGAACAACGUAAGCUGGUAAUUCCACCCGAAUUGGGUUAUGGUGACCGUGGUGCAGGCAUUUCUAGUAUAGCUGAACAACGAUUGAUCGAAUUGGCUUGA